CUUCCUUUCGCGUCGCCUGGAGGCAGUGUAAUACCAGGGACACAGUGGGAAAACGACAUGUGUGCUCUCUCCCCCGAUGAGACCCAUACCUCCUUUUUUCGCGGAGCCACGCCGAAACGUAAGCGCCACGACAAGGAGAGCGAGCAACGCCGCAAGCCUCAGGAGAGUGAGAGGAACACAGAGGCUCGUCUGCCCGAUUUUGGAAAAAAAUUUGUGUUAACCGUUGAAGACAGGUUCGCGAUCCCCGUGGGGAUGCUUGCCCAGUUGGUUAGACUGAUGGAUGAGAGGUUGUGGAUAUGGUCGAAGGCGGCGGCGCUGGUGAGGCCAAACUCUGAUGACUCGAAUGAGGCCAAUCUCGGUGAGGCCAAUCUAUGGCAGUGCCAAAUUCAUUAUAUCGAAGGAUCAUGUCGCUCAGAACGAAGCGUCCCCAGGAGAGAUAUUGCGGCCUCGGGAUCUUCCCAUGUCAUUACCAUGUCUGGUAAUACAUGCAACAUAUAUCUGUGGACUCAUUUUGAGCCUCUUUAUCAAUCUACUAUCUUCUGGAACACAUGGAACAAACUUGCUCCUGCACAGGAUGACAAAUUUUUCGCAUAUAAUAAGGAGUGGAUAAUAGGCAGGCAGUCUCAGAGCUUUGUCAAGAAUGAGUCGGCUCGAAGUAGACCGAAACUAAGAGAAGGAAAUGCCAAUUUCUACAUCUAGACGGCGGUUUGGAGUGGUAGCUGUUGCGCAUAUAAUACUUUUCUAUGACUAAACCCGGAAUUAUGAGAGUGGUAGAGAUUGCUUGGGACCAAUGAAUUGGAGAAGAAUGACCGAAAAACUUUGGUAGGAGGUAAAUGAGGAAUCGUUGAGUUGUAGAAGUGUAUGGCCCCUUCUCUCGAGCUACGCAAACAGCAAAAAGUUGUACGAAAUUAUUUACAUGAGGCGCAUUGCAGUUCCAACUUAUGGAACAAAUUGAUUUAAUAUGAGAACUACUUGGUACAUAGGUAUGCAAUAACUUGACUGAUACUCACAAGAAGUGCCCCAUAUCCGUGAGAUGGACUCGGAGCUUGCCAAGGGCGCCGGAGCUUGAUAGACGGGACG
Messenger RNA from Colletotrichum godetiae, 1080 nucleotides. RefSeq lists its product as uncharacterized. The transcript is spliced from 5 exons. Bases 58 to 699 code for a protein of 213 amino acids. Lineage: Eukaryota; Fungi; Ascomycota; Sordariomycetes; Glomerellales; Glomerellaceae. The record is from RefSeq and is a predicted model, not a curated record.